GCGACGAGUGGGGGAAACUGCUGGUGUUGUCCUGCCUGCUGAGAGAGCACCAGAGUUGCAGCCAGUCGCAGCCAGCGAGUAUCUUGCCUCAUCGUGCCUGCGUCAGGCGUGUGAGUGGUGGCGAUGAUUUAGUUGGUUGGAGAGAAUCGUGGGCGUGCUUAUUCAGACGCGAGUUUGAAACCAACGUGAAUAUUUUUACAAUUUUCAUUUACAAAUCGGCCUAGAGUUUUGACAGUCUUCAGGUUUUAAUUCGUGGAACGUCUUGUUUCAUUACUCGUGCCAUUGCGAAGUGUGUGCAUAGCGAAUUCGAAAGUGGAUGUGUGUGUAUGCGUUCGUAUGCAUUGUUGACAAUUCUUAUGUCAAGGAUGAUGUUGUGCAACUAAGUAGCCUUUUUGCAAAUAUAAUUAUCUCUGAGUUUUUUCGUGUGAAAUGUAUGUUAUUAUAUUGGACACUAUUUUCAUUUGACAUGUCAUUCUGAUGUUUUCUAAAGAUUUUUCUUUCAUACCACUUUUGAUACAAUGGAAGAUAACGAGCGUAAUGAACUCAUAGAAAACGGAAGAAUUCACAGUGUUCUGCGAUCAGCCUCUAACCGUGUCAUAGAAAAAGAGAAGUACGUUAAUGUUUCAAUAGUUUCAUCAAAAACAAAACUAAGACACAGAAAUGUGAAAGGACAUAUAUCACAGUCUCAUCAUGCAGUAGCACAUGUAAAGGACGGGGAUAAAUCUGAAGCUGGCUUGGAUUUUGACAAUAUAGUUGCUGAUAAGUCACUCUCUGAAAAUGGAAUGACAAGGAACAAAAACUUUCACACUGUGGCUGAUCAACAUGUCUUCAACAAUUUGCCUAUCCAUAAACAAAAUGAUCAGACCACAAAUUCAAGCAAUUGCAAAUCAAGUAUUAAAAGAAGUGCUUAUUUGUUCUACAAAGCUGCAGGAGACUGGUGGAAUGUCUUUCCAAAGACUGAUUACACCUAUUCCAAAUCGUCGAAUUGCCGGAAGGAAAUAGCUCCUGGUGUAAUGACUAUGCCGAACAUGUCACGUUCACCACUUCAUUCUUAUUUGGGAAGAAAAAGUAUGGAAACUUCUUCCCCGAGACUAAAUAGAACAUUUGAUAAAAGCUUAUCAGGUCUGUGGUGUAAUUCAGCAAGUACUUCCCCUCUGGCUGCUUUGUCAACAUUUAUGUCAGGAGGGGUGAAUUUACUGCCUUCUUCAUUGGUGCAGAAAACCAGUACAUAUGGAGUAGAGAAGCUUGCAAAUCCACCAAUGGAAGAUGAAAAUCUAGACCUCUUAGUUCAGAAGAUACUGUCUAGUUCUGAGUUCAAGAAUGUACUUCUUGUGCAGGAUUUUAGAAAUAAGGAGCACCUUAUGUAUAAUGAAGAAAUGUUUCUUUCUUCUGUAAAACUGGAACACAAGAAGCUUAAGAAUAAGGAAUUGGAAUUGGCUUUAGCAGAGCAAAAAAAAAUACUGUUAGAACAUCAAGCAACCAAUGAACGUUUAAGUCUGGAAUAUUCAGUUUUGAUGGAUCGAAUGGAGCAAUUGAAGAUACAAAUGAAGUCAUUGCAGGCCCACAAUGUUCAUCUCUCAAGACGAGUUGGAGAGUGCCGCAAAAUUUUUAUUCAAACUUUUCCCAAAGUAGAAAUAGAAAAACAUGUCUCUAAUUUCCUUCAUGGGUUAUUCGAUAUACCUGAUGCCGAAGGCAACAAUAAAGAGACGAUGAAAAGUUGGAUUAAGACUCUAUUAAUAGCAAAAGAUAAUUUAGAAGAUCACUUGGCAGAGACAAUGACCAUUGUAAAUAAAAGAAUUGAAGAAGCUACUGGAAAGUCAGCAGAGACUCUAAUGGCAUCCAUUUCUGAUAUGAUGAAGGAAGAGUUUUUGAAACAGGAAAAAAAACUACAUGCUGAUACAAUUAAAUAUAUAUCUGUUACUGGAGAAACAAUUUCAGCAAAUUCUUGUGAUGGGUGUUCAUUGUCAAUUGACAAGGUCAAAGAAAUUGUAAAUAAUGCUUUACAUCGUUACGAUGCUGACAAAACUGGGAUGGUUGAUUAUGCCCUUGAAAGUGCGGGAGGAACAGUUAUAAAUAUCAGGUGUACAGAAAAUUACAAUGAGAGAUCACUUGCAUUGUCAUUUUUAGGAAUGACAUUCCCGUGGUCUAGUAACCAUCCACGUAUUGCCCUUCAACCUGAGAUUCAUCCAGGAAAGUGUUGGGCAUUUCGUGGAGCUCAAGGUUAUUUGGUUAUUCGACUAGCUAAAAGAAUUAAAGUGUCAGCAUUCAGCAUUGAACACAUUCCUGUAUCUAUAUCACAUGCUGGAAAUAUAGAUGCUGCUCCUAAAAAUUUCUCAGUGCAGGGUUUGAACAAUGAAACUGACAGGGAUCCAGUUUUAUUGGGAAAGUACAUGUAUCAAGCUACUGGGCCACCUCUUCAAAUAUUCCCGGUGCAGUUCAGUUUGGAUGGUGAUUUGGACGUGAAAUUAGUGAAAAAGCAUAUAGAAAAUGUGUGGAGACUAUUAUAUUUCCUUACAGGAAGAGGUAUGGAAUAUGGCGUCGUGUGGACGCAACGUCCCAAGGCUAUGGACGGAAUGGUGGAAGAGAACGGGACAACUGGCAACCCUCCAGGUGAUCCCUUGGCCCAUUCUCCUGGGGACACUAAUUCAUCAGUGGUUGUGACUUCGGUACAGACCUCCUCUUCUCAGCCACAUCAGAUUGUGGCUGCCACCAGCAUCGUGCAACUCACUCUCCCAACACAUGUAAACAACAAUACUGCUACAACCCAGGUCCAGUCAGUAAUUCAACCAAAUCAGCAAUCGGUUAUUCAGACUCCUGCUAAUAUUCAGCCUGUACAGCUUCAGAAAGGGAAUGUAAUUUUAGUUAGUAAGCCAAACUCUGUGAUUCAGACAACUCCUGGGAGUCUACAAACUUUGCAGGUGGUAGAAGCAGGAAGUGAUGACAGUCUAUCCAAUGAUGAUGAGUCUGCUAAAAAGACGAGGAGAGAUAUUUUAACUCGGAGACCAUCAUAUCGUAAAAUUCUAAAUGAUCUUGGAGGAGGAGAGAUUGCAGUUGGUAGAGUCGAAUCUUCAUCCGAGUGUGACACUAAUGAGGAUAGCGAGCUGUCGACUAACUCGAUACCUUCUCAGUACCAGACUCAAACAGUUAUUCCUGGAACAAUACAGUUAGCGAGUCAAGGUGAAACUGUUCAAGGACUUCAUACAUUGACAAUGACAAACGCAUCAACAGGUGGUGCAAUUGUUCAUUAUGCUUCCCAAGGUCAGGAUGGACAGUUCUUUGUGCCAGUUGUGACACAAGGUGGAGGCAUAGGAGGGGGACCUAUCAUUGCAGAAGAUCAAGCAAGAAAAAGGGAAAUGAGGUUGCUUAAAAACAGAGAGGCUGCCAGAGAGUGUCGGAGAAAGAAAAAAGAAUACAUUAAGUGCUUAGAAAAUAGAGUGGCUGUUUUGGAGAAUCAAAACAAGGCUUUAAUAGAUGAAUUAAAAUCUCUAAAGGAGUUGUACUGCCAGCAAAAGAGUGAAUAACUCUACUUUAGUGCGGAAUAAGUGUACUACGACAGACAACAAAGUGCAAUGUUAUGACAUUUGAUGCUCAGAUGGCAUUAAAUUGAAUUUCAUGAAGAAAAUACUUAUAAUUUAAAGAUGAUUGGAAGAGGCCGAUUACUGGAGCUGUGAUUGUACUGGUUAUAUCUGCUUGUGUUAUGAUGCAUGAGAAGUGGGUGUUUGGAUUCUAGGGAAGGAGAACAUUUGAACAUAUUCCCUCCAGAGUGCGAGUGAUUAAUUGAGUUUUAGGUUUGGCAAGUUAUGUGUGAGGUUGAGAUGUUUGCAUUACACAGUACCUUGGACACUGAGCAUCGUUCUGCUUUUUUGUAUGUUGAAGAGAAUUUUAAGAAGAACUGUUUUAUAAAAAAUAGAGAAAACAAGAACAAAAAAACAAACAAAAAAUGUUGUUACAGAUGUAAUAUAUUGUACUUGUAAUACUACUGUGGCUGCGUAGUUCAAGUUUCCAAUAAGGCUUGUGAUGGAAAUUAUAAUACAAUGCCAAAGUUAAGUUUAAUGGAUUAUGAAUAUGCUGGAAGAGAAAUUUAAUAUUGUACACAAUCAAGUUUAUGCAUUGUGUGCAUUUAUGCACGCAACUGUUUGUUCAUAAGAUGGUCAUCUUGGUUCAUACUCAGGGGGUAAAUGUGUUAUUUGUGCCAUAAAUCAAAUGUAAUUUUCUUUUGACAAUGAAGUUAGCAGAUAUGCCAAUUACACUGUUUAAUUCCUUUAUUUAAUUUUACUUCAAUUUAUGAAAAAGUACGAUUAUUGAAAUCCCUAAAUUCUAGGCUAUUCUUUCCUCGCUUGAUGUACUUCAAUAAAUUUUUGUUAAUGUCAUUUUAUGUAUUAUAUGGGGGAUACAAACAUGUGAAGCGUUUUAACAUUAUUUUCUUAUGAGCAUCUCAAAAAUGAUAAAACCAUAAGAAUGAAAUUAAUUGGAUCAGUUAUUAAUCCAAGAAAAAAUUACAUUUAACUGUUGGAGAAUGUGGGCUUCGUUUCUUAAAGCUUGUGUUGCAUAAAUUUAAUUUUUCAAAUUUUUGAAAAAGAACUUUGUUUUAUGCUUUAUUGUUGCCACGGAGAAAGAAAAACUGAUACCAUGAAGGAUAUAUGUUUUUUUUUAUCAGUACUCAUUGUUUUAUUUCUGUUAUAGGGAUAAAUACAUUUUCAUGAUAAUGUAAAAGUACUUUUUCUGGUGCUCUUUUUUUUUAGGACAGUUAGUACAAUUUUAUGUGCAUUUUGUAAAAUUUAACCAGCACCAUGUAUAAUGUAUAAUUGAAUUUUCUCCAGCUUGAGCAAGGUCAUUUUGGCAUCAUAACAACACCAUGAAAUUGGGCUACAUUCUCAAUUACGCGGGACAUGUUUAAGAUAUAUUGAUUGCUGAAAUAUUUUUCUGAGAGACUUGCAGACUGCAGUGUCUUUUGAAGUUAGUAAAUGUAGAAAUAUUUUUCUGUACCUUCAUUUGAUGUUGAUGUAUUGUGGUACAACUCUGUAUGUUGAUUACAGAACCCAAGUGAAAAAUAUAAUUUUUUUUUUUGGUCUUCAAAGUACUUUAAUGGUAAAACAGUUUGUAUUUAACUAGAGAGAUCAUUUAUUGAAUGUGUUAAUUUGACUAUGAAAUAUUACAUUUCCAUUCAGUAGCUUAUAAUUUUAUUUUUUAACAGAAUAGCACUUACUAGUCAUUGUUUUUCAUUUGAGUCUAAAUUUAGUGAUGCUAUAAUUUAUCCUGUUGUCAUUUCUCUGUAAUUUGGUCUUGCUGUUUACGCUUAGCCCCAGUGUAAGGAGAUAGUUCUUUUAUGAAUAGUGUGUUACUAAUAUUUCAUUUCAGAUGCAAUAUUUUUGGUGUGUAGGUGAUUUAACUUGUAAAGGGAAGUGAUGAUUUACUUACUCACAUUCUCAUUCUUUCGUGUUCAUUGUGCGUAAAAUGCCUUCAACUUGUAAUUUGUUGUUUACAAUUACUUCUGACUUGUAUUAAUAUUAUCUACAUUUAUUGUGGUGUUUUUCCUUGAGAAUGUUGCAAAUUUGAUGUACAUAAUGUAUGUCGCUGCAUAUUUAAAUCAAAAUUGUUAUUGGGAUAAAUAUUUAAUAUUUAUGGUAAUUUUCAAUUUUCAUUCAAAUAUUUCUUGGGUAUUGGUGUUAAUCUUGAUCAGAUAUUACAAACACUUUUUCUAUACUUAUUCUAUGUGAUGUACACUUUAUGAUUUGAAAGUGAUGCAACUAUUUUUUUAAACUAAGAGAAUAAUAUUGCUUCACCUGCAAAUGAUACGAUUCUAUAUCCACUGUACUUGUUUUUGCAAUCCUUUUGCUGCUGUUUGAGCUUGGUCAAAUUUCAGAUUAGCAAUGACAAGAUUAUUUUGACACCUUUUAGUACCACAUAAAACUUGUAAAAUUUUAAUUAUCCAUGUAAUUCUUUACUGUUGAUUAACACGGGGAAAAUGUAGUGCUUCCUUUAUUCCUAAUCUUUUUUUGAAAAAUGCAAUGCAAUUGUGAGGCCAUAUGAAAUAUGGCUAAAAGUAUUCGAUGUAUCAUUCACUAGGUGGUGAAGGCAUCAAUUACAGGCACUGAUAAAUCUGAGAAACUUUUUUAUCUAGUAGCAAAAGGACUGCAUAUUAUAUAAUUAAUUUUUAGAAAAUUGAAGUAGCUUAUGUAUAUAAUAUAAAUAUAUAUAUAUAUGAGAGAAAGAAAGAAACAAACAAAAUGAUGGAUGAUUGUACAUACAUGUAUUUUUAUUACAUAUCAUGAAAGAAAUUAUUGAAAUAUUGACCAUAAAGAAAAUGGAUGGUUUUCAUUCUUUAUAAGUCAAGGUUAGCCUGGCUGCAACUGUUGCCUUCUUUUGUAAACAAUCGUAAUGCCACCAUUUUAUAAAUAGCACAUUUGUAAAUAUUGAAAAAUCUUAUGUAGAGACCAUAAGAGAAUAUAAUCUUUGAUGAUAUUUUUGUUUUAUUUCUACAUUUUAUGUUGAUAUUAGCACCUUAAAAUUAUAAUUCAGUUUAAAGCAAGGAUGGCAAUAACUGAAAUUAUGUGAAAUUAGGCAUUUAGUUACGAUUUCUUGUGAACAGAAACUUUAGUCCUAAGCACACUCGAUCGAUGAAGAUCCCAGAAUCUAUUGUCUAGUAACAAAUCUGCCUCUGGAACAAAACUUGACUGGUGCUGGGAAUAGUUUGUUCCAGGAUCAUAACUAUAACAUGGGAGUAUAUCACAAAAAUAUACAUAAAAAUACAAUUUUGCUGCCGGUGACAGAUAGUGUGAAUGAAUGGUCUUGUUUGUACAAUAGUACCGUCGGCGAGUGCUGGGACUAGACUAGUGAAGCACCCAACUGUUUCUACCCUGAUGUGUUAAGAAGCAAUUUUUUUUUAUAUUACAAAUUGAAUACAGUUUUGUUUCUCUAACCAUGACUUACGUUAGUGUGAUAAGUAUGUACAAGCUUUUAGAAUUGUA
This is a messenger RNA of Gryllus bimaculatus (two-spotted cricket), 6968 nucleotides long. Lineage: Eukaryota; Metazoa; Arthropoda; Insecta; Orthoptera; Gryllidae. The record is from the annotation of a GenBank genome assembly.